AUGCCCCCAGCACUGAGCAAGGCGAAAACGAAGAAAUGCCAGAAAGCUUGUAUACGAUGUCGGGGCAUGAAGGUGAAGUGUUCUGGUUCUGAGCCAUGUACAAGAUGCGCCCGCAAGAAAAAGCCCUGUCAGUUCCCACCUGAAGAUGUGCGGGUCUCGGUGUCGGAACGCUAUCUGCGUCAACUAGAGGAGCAAUUUUCAAAAGGCAGCCACUCCUCGAACCAUACAAAUGCCCUGGACUCAAGCUCGCUGGCUGGGCCUCCUUACUUGCGCAAUGACGAUGCCGAUUUAUCGCCAGUCAACCCACCUUCGUUUCUUUUGAACGACCGGGGCGGAGAUCAAUGGCGAGAAAUAUCCAAUGAUCUCGAUUCCACACUUCACUCGCCCCAAGCCCGGGCUACUCAAGGUGGACGGCUAAGGGAAGACCUGGACAUGGAGCCCGAUGGGCACAAAUCUCGAUUCUCGCGAAACCCUCUCGUUGAUAGGGAUCCGUCCUUCGCAAAGACACCAGACGGCCGAUUUUGGUAUAUGGGCCCGACCUCAUCGUGGUCGUUCUGUCGGCGCGUCCUCGCCUUGAUAGGAAGAAGCGUACCUGAGGCCAACUGCCCCGAUGAUCCCUGGCAUCUGGACGGAAUGGCAUUCAAGCUACAAUGGCGACCAUUUCCUCCGGAUGAAGUGCCCGACGUCACGAACCUACCACCUCUCGAUUACGCCCUAUUUCUAUUCAGCACUGUGAAGUUUUAUUUUGGAUUUUUAUCUUUCAUGAUUGAUGAAGAACUCUACCUGAAGUCACUGUACGAAUUUUAUGACAACCCAGAAGCCAAGGCGGCCUCCUCGAGAUACUGGUACGCUCAGUACCUACUUGUCCUCGCCUUUGGGAAAGCAUUCCUUACACAGAAAAACCUCUAUGGCACGCCCCCUGGGCACCAGUAUGCGUCCAGGGCAAUGGCUUUGCUCCCAGAUCUAUCUGGGAUGCACGAAGAUCCCUUGUUAUGCAUUCAAGCCUUGAGUCUAGCCGCAGUAUAUCUCCAGUCCAUCGAUAUGAGACGGGCAGCUUUCCAACAUGUUGGACAAGCACUGCGUGGAUGUAUCAUUGAAGGAAUCCAUCGACAUGUGCCAGAGGAAUUAUGCGGACCAGAGCUCUCCAGCCGCUGCAGAACAACCUUUUGGGUGGUUUAUAUGCUUGAUCGGGAGUUCUCGGCUCUUAUAGGUGCACCAAGCUCUAUCAGAGAUGAGGAUAUUACAGUGAGGCUGCCGGCAGAGAUGGAAAACUCUGUUGAACAUAUCAACCUCACACUUCAUGUGCGACUUUCUCGACUAAUGGCCCGCAUUCUCUCCACUGUCUACGGAGUUGGCGAUGAGUUUGAUGGAUCUCUCAUAAGAAAUACUCAGUCAAUUCUUCAUGGGUUAGCAGAGCUCUCCCACGAUUUGACGGUCUUUUUGGAUGAGCAUUUCCAUGGCCUGAUAAGCCGAGCUUCUAAGAUGGCGAUUCGACUUAUGUUGGCUCAUCACCAUUGUGUUGUACUCACAACGCGGCCUCUGGUCAUGUGUGCCCUUCAUAUGCACAUUGAAAAAGCCGAAAGACAACCCUCUCAGCAGAUUUGCUUAUCUCCGCCUGUCGCGUCACUCUUGCAGUGCUGUGCCGAGUCUGCUCAAACAAUUCUGCAAACUCUUCAGACUCUAGCGGAUGAUGAUUUGAUGGAUGCAUUUUUGCCCUUCCAGAUCGAGGAUGCUUCUUCUUCGGCCUUUGUUCUCUAUUUAAUCCGCGCAAUUGCACCGUCAGUUAUCCGCGGCAACUCUUGGUGUGACCAUCUCGAGUGUGUUUUAGAGAAACUUGAGUCAAAGGGCAAUCCGGCUGCACCGCUCCGAAGACGGGAGCUUCGACAAUUAGAGCAAAUCCUGGCACCAUUAACACCCAGGUCAGACCCGAGACCCUUGCCCGCGAUAGAUAUGAAUGGGGAUACGGAAGGAGACGAGAAUCCUUAUGACCUGAGUCAUGUUGACGUGGAAGAGGCAUUCGAAUGGGAUCUCCUCGGGCUCAAUUCCUCUGUCAGCUUGCCUCCACGAGAGCUUCUGGAUUUGGCCGAUCAGUUGGACGUCGAGAGUAUGCUCCAGUCUGUCAGUGGGACUGUAGCCUAG
This is a messenger RNA of Penicillium argentinense, 2139 nucleotides long. Its product is annotated as Zn(II)2Cys6 transcription factor. Gene Ontology annotation, molecular function: zinc ion binding; sequence-specific DNA binding; DNA-binding transcription factor activity, RNA polymerase II-specific. Bases 1 to 2139 code for a protein of 712 amino acids. Gene Ontology annotation, cellular component: nucleus. The transcript is spliced from 9 exons. Gene Ontology annotation, biological process: positive regulation of transcription by RNA polymerase II; DNA-templated transcription. The record is from RefSeq and is a predicted model, not a curated record. NCBI's taxonomy places the organism in Eukaryota, Fungi, Ascomycota, Eurotiomycetes, Eurotiales, Aspergillaceae.